GGAAUUAACGUUGGGGUGCUGUCUCAUUGGAGGAAAAAGGACCAAUCAAAUCACGCAUUUCAGUGACUUUGUAUCGAGGCGGUCAGUUUCGGUGAAGCUUCGCUGAAGAAUUCUGCCGGACGUCCCACUAAAAAAAUCCCCCCCCCUCUGCGACCGCCUACGAAAUGUGCGAAGCAGAUCCGCGGAUUACCCUCGAAUUUCACUUGAUCACCGUCGCCACGCCCACCUCGUAGUUCGCUUUACAGCCAACUUCGACAUCAUGGUAAAGUGGAACAAGAUCACGGAUCCUCGGUUCGCCAAUUUCGAGACGGACCCUCGUUUCCGUCUUCCGUCGAAGCGCAAAGCCAAGACCACGAUCGACAAGCGCUUCUCACGCCUGCUCAAGGACGACGAAUUCACAUCCGCCUCCAAGGUUGAUCGGUACGGCCGCAAGAUCAAGACCGACUCCAAAAAGAAAGCCCUCCAGCGGUUAUACCAACAAGACGACGAGGACGAUGACAAGAAGGACGAGGACGAAAAGCCGGCAAGUGACGCAGAGGAGGACCAGGCGGACAUAAGCGAGAUCGACGAUGAUGAAAAGGUCAAACGCGAGCUUGCGGAAGCGGAUGCCAGGUACGACCCAGCACGAGGCGGCGGGUUUUCGUCCUCCGACUCGGAUUCAUCUUCGGACGACGACGACGAAGAUGAGGAAGAGGACGAGGAGGACGGCGGUGCGGCAGUCGACGGCAAGGCCUCGAUGCAGCGGUUACGCGACGAAGAGGCCCAGGUCGAAGCGGGCGAGGUCACGAACCGCAUUGCCGUCGUCAACCUCGACUGGGACCACGUCAAGUCCCGCGACCUCAUGGCGUUGUUCAGCAGUUUCCUCCCAGCCAACGGCGGCAGGAUAGCAAAAAUCGCCGUCUACCCCAGCGAAUUCGGCAAGGAGCGGAUGCAGCGGGAAGAACUCGAGGGCCCGCCCAAGGAGCUUUUCAGGUCCUCUCACAAGCGCCGCGGUUCCGACUCGGACGACGAGGACGGCGCGGGGGACGGCGACAGCGAUGACUCGAGCGAUCCGGAAGCCGAUGAGGAGAUCAAAAAGUCCCUCAUACAGGAAGGGGACGAUAAGGACUUUGACGGCGACGCGUUGCGGGCGUACCAACUGGACCGCUUGCGAUAUUACUAUGCGGUCAUGACAUUCUCCGACAAGGAAACCGCCAAAAAAAUCUACGAAGCAACAGACGGCACGGAAUACCAGUCGUCGUCCAACUUUAUGGAUCUGAGAUUCGUCCCGGACGACGUCACUUUCGACGACGAACCCCGCGACGAAUGCGACAAGGUGCCCGAGAACUACAAGCCCGUCGAAUUCACCACGGAUGCCCUCCAGCACUCCAAGGUCAAGUUGACGUGGGAUCUCCACCCGGAAGAGUCAGCAAGGAAAGAAACAAUCAAGCGAGCGUUCACGGGAAGCCGGAACGACAUUGAAGAGAACGACCUUCGCGCAUACUUGGCCAGCGAUAGCGAUGGCGAGGCGGACGAUAUCGAGGAAGAGGAGGGGCGGCAGGACGGCGGGGCAGGGGAGGAGAAGCCUUCCAAGAAGGAGCUGGCGCGGCGUAAGAUGCGAGCUGCGCUGGGUCUGGGCGACGAAGAGGCGUCCAAACCGAACAAGCAAGGUCCCGUCGGCGAGAUGCAAAUCACCUUCACCCCCGCGCUGACGGAGGCGGAAGGGAAGAAGACUGAGGAAGAAGAGACGACGAUUGAGAAGUACAAGCGCAAGGAGCGGGAGAGGAAAGAGCAGAAACGCGAAGCGGCCAGGGCACGGCGCGAGGGCCGCGACCCGACCACGGCGUCCAAGGAGGACGCCAAAGAAGACGCGGGAGAGGAAGAAGAAGAAGAAGAGGAGGAGGAGGAGGAGGAGGAGGAGGGAGAGGACCUCGGCUUCGACGACCCGUUCUUCACAGCCGAAGCGACGGAAACGAAAAAGACCAAGACGGCCAUGCGGAAGGAAGAAAGGCUGGCCAAGCGCGCGGCGCGGGAGGCAGAAGAGGCGGAGAAGGCGGCGCAAAAGGCGGAGCUGCAGCUCCUCAUGGCGGACGACGGCGGCGACGGCGGCGACGGCGGCGGCACGGGCCAGCUCGACCACUUCGACAUGAACGAGAUCACGCGCGCGGAGAAGAUGUCGCGGAAGAAGAAGAAGUUCCAGAAGAAGAAGGGCAAACACGACGACGAGCGCGGUGCCGGCCUCCAGACGGCGUUCAAGAUGGAUGUGGACGACGACCGGUUCAAGGCCGUGUUCAAGAGCCACGAGUACGCCAUUGACCCGUCCAACCCCAAGUUCAAGCCCACCGAGGGCAUGCAGAAGCUGCUCGAGGAAGGCAGGAAGAAGCGGAGGGCGGAUGACGGUGAGGAGGUUGUCAGGGACGUCAAGAAGUCGAAAAAGGAGUCUAAGGGGGGGAAGGAGAGUGGGGAGCUGAGUGGUUUGGUCGCGUCGGUGAAGCGGAAGGCGGCGGCUAAGCAGAAGAAGAAGAAGUAGCAUAGUCGUUGAUACGAGGCUUAGGUGUUUUUAUAAUUUAUUGUCCCGGUACUGAGGACCAAGUUAGGGCAGGAUUGUGUUAUCCUGGAUGAUAGAUUCACUCUACUUGAUUUUCGGAGUUGCAAGGUAUAAGUGCAUGACGAGUCAAUGU
This is a messenger RNA of Sodiomyces alkalinus F11, 2660 nucleotides long. RefSeq lists its product as hypothetical. Gene Ontology annotation, biological process: rRNA processing. The transcript has a single exon. Gene Ontology annotation, cellular component: nucleus. NCBI's taxonomy places the organism in Eukaryota, Fungi, Ascomycota, Sordariomycetes, Glomerellales, Plectosphaerellaceae. Gene Ontology annotation, molecular function: RNA binding. The record is from RefSeq and is a predicted model, not a curated record. The coding region runs from base 260 to 2509 and encodes 749 amino acids.